AUGGAUUUUCCCGGCCCUUCUUCGGAGUCGCAAGAAAUACAAGGGGACAACCCGGAAGACCCCCUCCCACCCCACCACGUCAUUAUCAAUAUCCCUGAAUCUAAUGGGAGCAUGGUGUACAUAGUGAGGGAGAAAAUGCAAGGGGACGUGCCGGUAGCUGUUUCCCUCGGCCCAUACCACCACAGGCGGGAUGAUCUAUUGGAGCUGGUGGAGCCAUUCAAGGACGAGCUACGAAAUAUGCUUUGCGAAAGCCCUGAACGAAUAACCAUCCUUCAGAGAGAAAUCAGUGAGAGGAUGAACGAAUUCUACACCGAACCAUGUGGCCACAGUGGCGAGGAUUUGGCAAAUAUGUUGUUACGCGACGCUUGCUUCCUCAUAUGCUUCAUGCGUGGAUUUGGUGAGGAUGGGGUACAAACUUACAUCGAUAUGUGUGAGCACAUGGGAACGUCCGCUAUGUUGUCCGUAUCAUCUGAUACGUGUAUGCUGGCGAAUCAAAUUCCGUUAUGGCUCAUCUCCUUAAUAUACCCUGUUCAACACCAAUCAUUGUUGUGCGAGUACUUGAGCUACCGUGUUUAUGGGGAUUACAGGAUGAGACAACUCCCAUGGGCAGGAGAAGAGCCUCGUCACCUACUCGAAGCUUUGCACCGCACCUUCCUUCGCCGCGUCGUUGAGACCCAACCAAAUCCAGAUAAUCAACCGAGGGAAAUCACAAGAAGUGCGUGGUCACAGAUGGACAGUCUUUUUCGGUCGGUGACAGAUCUGAAAGCAAAGGGUAUUUAUCUCCAGCCGAGUUCAAAUUGUUUGACGGACAUCAGCUUUACCUCCUACGGCUUGUUUGCUAAACUACGCCUUCCUAUCUUCUGCGUCAACGAAGAAAGUAAAGUUUUAUUCUCCAAUCUUAUUGUAUUUGAGAUGUCGGCGGGCGUACAAACAGACUAUGGCGUGUCAUCUUACAUCAAUUUCAUGAAAACGCUGAUCAACAAUGCUAAUGAUGUAAAGGUGAUGCGGGAGAGAGGCAUACUGUGGAGCACGUUGGAGAACGAUGAAGAGGUGCUUCAUAUAUUUAAAAGCAUCAGUACUUAUGGAUUCUCAAGCACUGGUCUUGAUCAUUUUAAUGAGGUGAAGAUGAGGAUUGAUGUGUACUGCAACAAUAAAGCCAGAAUCUGGAUGGCCGAACUCUUCAAUACCUAUUUUCAGAGCCCGUGGUCUGCGAUAGCUCUUUUUGCCGCCGCUUUUCUGCUUUGCCUCACUAUCCUACAAACUUACUACACAAUCCAUCCGUCCACGCAACCAAACAAUUCCAUUUGA
Messenger RNA from Salvia splendens (bonfire salvia), 1308 nucleotides. RefSeq lists its product as uncharacterized. The transcript has a single exon. Lineage: Eukaryota; Viridiplantae; Streptophyta; Magnoliopsida; Lamiales; Lamiaceae. The coding region runs from base 1 to 1308 and encodes 435 amino acids. The record is from RefSeq and is a predicted model, not a curated record.